Sipha flava (yellow sugarcane aphid) is the source of this 825-nucleotide messenger RNA. RefSeq lists its product as uncharacterized. The transcript has 3 exons. NCBI's taxonomy places the organism in Eukaryota, Metazoa, Arthropoda, Insecta, Hemiptera, Aphididae. The record is from RefSeq and is a predicted model, not a curated record. Gene Ontology annotation, cellular component: extracellular region. The coding region runs from base 140 to 649 and encodes 169 amino acids. Gene Ontology annotation, molecular function: hormone activity.
ACCAUCUUUUUCUGUACUACCGUUAGUAAAGCUAAUACAUUUGGAUUUUUACUAAUAAAAAAAAACAUACAUUGAAUAUUUCGUCAACAAAAGUUAUAAACUAAAUACUACAAUAAGAGACUUAGAUAAUACCAAAUUAAUGCAUCAAAACAGAAAUACAAAUUCUAACAUGAUAAGAAGUGUGGUCUUCAUUGGAUUUUUUAUUUAUGUGAUGGUCUUAGCCACAUCAUGUUGCUGUCACCCCGUCAUGUCUUCUGAAGUAGAAAAUAUAGCCCGACCUACACGGCCUAAGACUUUCGGCUCACCAGAUGAAUUACGUUCAUACUUAGACCAGUUAGGACAAUAUUUGGCAGUAGUUUCACGUCCAAGGUUUGGAAAAAGGAAACCAGCUUUCCCCAUUCCGUCUACUAUAACAAAACCAAGACUACAACAGUAUAUCGAUCAACAACGCAUGUUUAAUAAUAAUUUCAAUCGAGAAGACGACGAGACAUAUAAAUUACAGUUCAAACCUGCAGUUAUAAGAAAUUCAAAAGAUUUAUACGACAUGUUGUUUUCAUCACGCCGUGAAAAUGGCAAUAAUGAUCAUCAUCAGUAUUAUUUAAUGCAACAAGACACAACUAAUGCAGACAUCGGUUUAGAUUCAAUUUAAUAAUUAUUAUAUGUAUAAGUAGAUAGUAUAAGAAACUCAAUGCAAUGUAAUGUACCGAUAUUUCUUGAUAUAUUUAGUCAAAGAUAGUUUAUUAGAUGUAUAAGAAUCUUAAAAUUCAAAAUUCAAUAAUACCUAAAUUAAAUUCUUAAAAUAGCUAAGCCAAAAAUAUUGUAUUA